AUGCUUUGCCUUAUCAGCCGAACUUCUCGUCGGCAAAGGGAUGGAGCUACGCUUCAGCCAGAUCGUGAGAUUGUAAUGGAGUUCAUAAAACAGGACGAGUUUAAAUACAUUCGAGCUCUGGGUGCUCUAUACUUGCGAAUGGUCUUCCCGUCGCUUGACACGCUUGACAUCUACAAUUAUUUGGAGCCAUUGUAUAGUGACUUUCGAAAGCUUCGGGUGAUGAAUCAUAUGGGCAGAUUCGAAUUGAUGUAUAUGGACGAUUUCAUUGAUAUGCUAUUGCGAGAAGAGUCCGUGUUCGACAUCCAAAUGUCACGCUUACGGAAACGAAUCGCUCUUGAAGAAAUAGCGGCCAUCGAGGAGUACAAAUCGCCUCUUGACGAGGAUCUUAGAAAGGUCUCCGAGUCUGAAUCAGACGAUGAUGAUAAGGCCACGCGCAAGAAGGAGAGGCCAAGUUUGAUUAGCCGAAAAAGAAGCAGAUCUCGAGAGCGUGGAGAGCGUGAUCGCGACGAUCGAAAGAAAAGAUUUUUGUUCCCUUGCGCAAAGCAGUUUUACUUUUCUGGUGGACCGUGUCUCGAGGCCUCGAAGAGCCGUGACGUGUGG
This is a messenger RNA of Mesorhabditis belari, 600 nucleotides long. Lineage: Eukaryota; Metazoa; Nematoda; Chromadorea; Rhabditida; Rhabditidae. The record is from the annotation of a GenBank genome assembly.